CAUGGGAAAUCUCUCAAACUUCGGAAUGGUAAACGUGAAGGUGGUGCAGUUUUUGGAGAGGAGCUGUCCCAGCUAAAUCGAGCUAGGUUGUACUAUUCUGAAGCCGCUCGAAAAUUGAACAGGAUCGAUGUCGUGUUGCAGGGAGUAAGCGGUAAGUCACUGGAUUUCAUUGCAGUGGGGAAUGUAGAAAGUUUCGUCAGCUGUGGGAAGGUACAGUGGGAGGAGGAGCACGCACAGCUCCCAGAAGCGCGGGGCGAGGAAGGCGGGCCACUGCAGGCACAGACUAGAAACUCGAGACUAGAGCUCUAUUUCACGAAAACAAUGCGUGAGUAGGUGCUUGCGGAUAUGCGCGAAAUCGUUCGAGGCUUCGGGCAGUGCUGUCCAGUACAUGCGCUUGAUUGCAAGUUCUAGCCCUUUGAUGGCCGUUAGAGCGAAAGGAAGUUCUUAAUUUUAUUCAAUUAAGAGAGGAGUCGAGGAGCAAUGUCGUCACACGGCGGUUCCAGGCACGGCAAUGGGGAUAGUUCUGAUAAAAGUCCUCCAGCUUCUACAAUGUUGUGGGCGGAACAGCUGCGAAAGUACGUGGGAUCGGGGGCCGGCCUAGGUUCGGAAGCAUUAACAGAGAUGGAAACGAAGAGGAUUCUCCACGAGGCUUUCAGAGAGCGUCAACAGAAGAGUGUAGAAGCAGGGGCUAUACCUAGUUUCUACAAGAAGAAACCUGUGGAAGGAUCAGCUGGGGCUAAGCUGCAACGGCUUGCACGCUACAGAUUCUUGAAGAAACAAGCUGAAGUGUUACUGAACGCGGACGAUUUAGACGCAAUGUGGGUUUGUUUGCGUGAGAAUUGUAGCAUUGACAACGCCAAUGGUGUUGAAAAGAUGAAUUAUGAAGACUUUUGCGGGAUUGCUUCAAUAUGUACUGAGCAGAUAGGUGCAAAGUGCAAGAGAUUCUUCUCUCCCUCCAACUUUUUAAAGUUCGAAAAAGACGAAUUUGGAAGAAUCGCUAUUUUGCCCUUCUAUUUGUAUGUCAUGCGCACGGUGUCCUUGACUCAGGCCCGUAUCGAUAUGUGUGAACUUGAUGAUGAUGGCGAUGGGUUUCUCCAACCACAGGAGAUGGAAGGAUAUAUUCGAGGAUUAAUUCCUAAUCUUGCCCAACUUCGUGACAUUCCUGCUCCCUUCGUUACCAUGUAUUGCCGUAUUGCCACUCGGAAGUUCUUCUUCUUCUGUGAUUCACAAAGACGAGGAAAGCUUUGUAUAAAAAAGGUUCUUCUAAGUAACUGCCUUGCGGAGCUUAUGGAACUUCACCAGGAAACCGAGGAAGAUGGUGGGGAGGCAGAUUCUAGUGAUAACUGGUUCUCACUCAGCAGCGCUCAACGGAUAUGCGAUAUGUUUCUUGCCCUUGACAAGGACUUGAAUGGAACUUUGAACAAGCAAGAACUGCAAGCGUAUUCAGACGGCACCCUCACCGAGAUAUUUAUUGAACGAGUUUUUGAUGAACAUGUUAGACGAGGCAGAACGGGGCCUGGAGCAGGGAAGGCACGAGAGAUGGACUUUGAUAGUUUCCUGGACUUUGUAUUGGCCCUUGAGAAUAGAGACUCGACCGAAGGGCUUUCAUACUUAUUCAAAUGCCUUGAUCUCCAUUCAAGAGGCUAUCUCACAACGGUUGAUGUUCACACGCUCUUCAGGGACGUGCAUCGUAAGUGGAUCGAAGGGGGUAAUUAUGACCUUUCUAUCGAUGAUGUUAGAGAUGAAAUAUGGGACAUGGUCAAGCCUGCUGAUAUGACCAGGAUAACCUUAGCAGACAUGCUGAAUUGUCGACAGGGUGGUACUAUUGCAAGCAUGCUUACAGAUGUACGUGGAUUCUGGGCUCACGAUAACCGGGAGAAUCUUUUGCAAGAAGAGGAAGAACCUCAGGAAGAAGAAGGUGAAUGAAGUUGCUAAGGAUGGGCAAUACGAGUCCAGACGAUGGUUGAACCUUACACUUCAGAGGGGAUUGUGAAGAUAUUUUCAAAUUUUGGGUCGAGCUGGAAAUCGACCUUACCAAUAGCUUGGAAGUGUGUGCAUCUUCACAUAUUAAAGCGUCUGUGCAGAUCCUGGGACAGCUUUUUCUCCACGCUAGUCUUUUGGGUAUCACUAAGAUGCAGGCUUGGAGCCUCCACGGCAGUAAAUAUUAUAUUGAAGACUGGGUAAUACCCAGAGUGCUUCAAAUCUCCGAAGGUGAAACGCGCGAAUUUCCGUGUGCUAAGACAUGCGUCUGGCAGCCGGCUAGAGGAGCUCGGUGUCAGGAAUUUUAGGUUCCGAAUGAGUUCAAUGCAACUGACAGCAGUAUAGGUGGGGCGCACCGUCGUGAACUCUAGCCUUAUUCAACCGAGGACAGUGAUAGUGGUUGGGGCAAUCACGAUGGCAGUAUCAGUUGAAAUGUUUGUAUGCGCAAACGUACUGAUACGCUUUCACGGCCGGAGAGGUGGUGGUAUUAGUUGAGGUGCAGAUUGUAACCAUGCAGAUGAUCCGAAAUGGCUUUUAGAUUUUGGACUUGUUUAAUAUCUGACCAAGGUCAGUGAUUGCACGAUGAGUAGAUCUUUAAAUCCUCAGGUGUACUUCAACGUGUGUAGGGUAUUCAACAUUUGGGGUUUAGGUUGAGGGUCUAAGGACUCCUAUUCGAUGAAGAAUCAUCUAAUAUGCAGCAGUCUACAGCAUGUGAAGACUUAACUCGGUAUUGAUCCUUUACCGGUCAUACCUGUGAGUUAAUUGUAUUGUAAAUAAUUGUUUUACAUGUUUUAUAUGAUUGUCACUUCAACCCUUGGGUUGCAAGAGCAGAGUUCAUCGUG
Marchantia polymorpha subsp. ruderalis is the source of this 2822-nucleotide messenger RNA. NCBI's taxonomy places the organism in Eukaryota, Viridiplantae, Streptophyta, Marchantiopsida, Marchantiales, Marchantiaceae. The record is from the annotation of a GenBank genome assembly.